Molecule: messenger RNA, 1060 nt
Organism: Cucumis melo (muskmelon)
Lineage: Eukaryota; Viridiplantae; Streptophyta; Magnoliopsida; Cucurbitales; Cucurbitaceae
Product: vacuolar iron transporter homolog 2.1-like
Exons: 2
Coding region: 152-742 (196 amino acids)
Biological process (GO): intracellular manganese ion homeostasis
Cellular component (GO): membrane
Molecular function (GO): iron ion transmembrane transporter activity; manganese ion transmembrane transporter activity
Source: RefSeq, a predicted model, not a curated record
UAAACAAAACAGAAAACAAUUACUCACUCUCUAUAAAAAUCCCUUCUGGGCGUGUGCCCUCCACAAGCAAAUAUUAACAUUUCUUCUUCUUCUUCUUCUUCUUCUUCUUCUUAACAUAUUCAAAUUCGAUUCAUCAUAUAAUUCAGUUAAUAUGGCUUCUGAGUCUGGCAGUGUUGAUUAUACUCAACGUGCUCAGUGGCUCCGAGCAGCAAUCCUAGGGGCCAAUGAUGGGCUCGUCUCUGUUGCUUCGCUCAUGAUGGGCGUCGGAGCCGUGAAGCCCGACGCCAAAGCCAUGCUUAUUGCUGGAUUUGCUGGACUGGUUGCCGGAGCUUGUAGUAUGGCCAUAGGGGAGUUUGUCUCAGUUUAUACUCAAUAUGAUAUUGAGAAAGCUCAGCUGAAGAGAAAUGGGAAGGAAAAGAAUAAUAACAUGGAACCAAAACAGCCGGGCGAGGAGGAAGAGAAGCUGCCGAAUCCACUACAGGCUGCACUGGCAUCGGCGAUAGCGUUUUCGGUGGGAGCAGUCAUUCCUUUGGUGGCAGCAGUGUUUAUCCGAGACCAUAAGGUGAGGCUGGGGGUGGUGGCAGCGGUGGCGAGCUUGACGCUAUUGGUUUUUGGGAUAGUUGGAGCCAUCUUGGGGAGAACUCCGGUUGGAAAAUCAGCAGCAAGAGUGGUGGUUGGAGGGUGGAUGGCUAUGGCCAUUACUUUUGGCCUUACGAAGCUGCUUGGGUCUAAGGGACUAUGAAGGCUACAUAUAUUUGUACUCUCAAGAAAUAAAUUAAUUAAUUAUACACACACAUACAUAUAUAUAUAUGUGUGUGUGUGUGUUAUGUUGUGUUUGUGUUUUUGUUUUCUAAGUAUGCAUGAGUUUUAAAAAGUAGGAGUUCCCUUUCAUAAGUCUAACAAAUAAAUUAUGUUGGCAAAACCAAAAUGUGUGGAUUUUUUCUUUUAAAUUUUCAUAUAAGAAGUAGUCUUAAAUGAAUAUUUUUAUUUUGGAUGAGAUGUUUCUAAUUCCAUAAUUGUUUUAAUGUCAAAACUGAUGAAAGUUCUUUUAAAUACCAAA